Messenger RNA from Saccostrea cuccullata (small rock oyster), 1625 nucleotides. RefSeq names its product PI-PLC X domain-containing protein 2-like. Lineage: Eukaryota; Metazoa; Mollusca; Bivalvia; Ostreida; Ostreidae. The coding region runs from base 226 to 951 and encodes 241 amino acids. Gene Ontology annotation, biological process: lipid metabolic process. The record is from RefSeq and is a predicted model, not a curated record. Gene Ontology annotation, molecular function: phosphoric diester hydrolase activity. The transcript is spliced from 2 exons.
UUAAAAUUUUGAAACAUUUGACAGAAAACAGAUAUAUGGAGUGUGAUUAAAAAUAGUGAUGUACCCUGACCCCACCCGGACCGCACGUAAUAAAUUUAAAUGUUUAAAAAGCAAGUCACGUGUCGUUUUUAUCAAAGAACAUACAUGCUCUAUCAGACUGCUGUCUAGCAUGGUUUAGUGUCUACCCCCGCAAAUAAUUGACAACCAUAAACCCUGUGUGGUAAAAUGACAGCGGAAGAUUCCUAUACAACAUGGAUGGCUGAUCUAUCCCCAGAACUAACGCGUAUACCUGUAUGUUCAUUAGCAAUACCAGGGUCACAUGACUCGGGUGCGUACUGGCUAGAUAAGGCUGGUGAAAUCGCUGAGGACGAACCGCCGAUACUCCGGAGGAUGGCUAAAAGCUGCUGUUGUGUUGUACCUAUCGUCCAUCGAUGGUCUUUGACACAAAAUCUGACAGUUAAAGAGCAGUUGGAACACGGAAUUCGCUACCUCGAUCUACGCCUGUGUGGGCGCCCCGGAAGCCCAGAUGUGUAUGUGGCUCAUGGCCUCUAUGGUAACAAACUUGAAGAUAUUCUUAUGGAAAUCAAAGAAUUCCUGAACGAGAAUCCGAAAGAGUUUGUUAUUCUGGACUUUAACCAUUUUUAUAACAUGACUUCUGUUGACCAUAGACAAGUUUUACAUCAAAUCAUCGGAACAUUUGACGCCAAGAUUCUCAGUGGGGAUACUUCUAUGUCGGUUUGGAAAAUGACAUUGGAAAACCUCUGGAAAACUCCAGCGAGAGUAAUGGUGUUUUAUGGUCACCCAUCUCGGAAUGAAUUCCCUUUCUUUUGGUCUGAGGAAUAUAUCCAGUCUCCAUGGGCCAACACCGCCAGUUCUUCAGCCAUGGUGAACUUUCACGAAUGUAAUUAUAACCAAAACGUAAGGAGGGGAGCGGGUGAGUUGUACGUGUGACAGGGAAUACUGACGCCAUCGGCAAAGACGAUAAUCGCAAACUUAUGUUCAUCCCUCGAGAGUAAACUUGUUCCUCGAGCAAAUCCAGCGUUCUUGGGUUGGCUAAGAAGAAAAGUUCCGAGUCAUGUUGGUAUAAAUAUUUGCGCUGUGGAUUUUGUGGAAAAGCAUGAUUUUGUUCGCGAAGUUCUUUCAUUAAAUACACGUAUACAGUCUUAAAAUCUAUUGUACAAUAUAUGUGCAUUCUAUUUUCAAAUGACUAUUAUCAUUGCAAACAUAUUACUUAGGCCAACUUUAAAAAAAUGUUUUGAUUCAUCAUUGCCAACUGUUGACUAGGUUUUGGUCUAAAACGAUCCAAUACAAAACUUUUUCAUUAACAUCCAGGAAACUACGUGUAUUUUUUUCUUCUCACCCAUUAUGUACCAUACAACAAAUUUUGAACAUAUCUUGAUUUUUCUGUCUUAAUAAAAACAAGUGCGGGAAUAAUGAGCAAUAAAAAUCUGGUGACCAAUGAUAGAAUUCUGUGUUUAUCCAAGUGACUUUCGGUGAAGAUCAAUUCAUUUUGGCUCACAAUUUUCUAAAUUAGACAAAGGUUGAUUUUUCAAAACAUGACAUCCAACAUAAAUGGAAUAGUUUUUAACAUGAAACUUGCAAUAAAAAACCCACUCGAGGUCAAA